AUGGCCGACGCCGCAGUUAUUGAGACAUGGACGUUGUACAGCGUUGGAGUACUGAUCAUCCUCGCUCGAAUAUAUUCUCGAUGGCAGAUGGUCGGCCCGUCAAACUUCAAACCGGAUGAUUACAUGAUCUUUUUUACUUUGGCCAUCUACACCGGCAUGACCGUUGCGGCCGAAAUCGUGGGCGAACACGGCGAUUUGGGUGCCAUUCCUACCGAUCAGCGUUUGAGCCUCACGCAAGAACAGGCUGAUUCGCUCAUCCUCGGAACCAAGUGGUUCAUGGUAGGGUGGUAUACAUACGUUUCCCUCAUCUGGUCUCUCAAAUUCAACAUGCUGUUCUUAUACCAACGGGUGGUCAACGGGCUGUGGGUUGCCAAGUUCAUCAAGCCGACCUUGGUGCUGGUCAUGACCACAUGGAUAGCAAUCCUCCUUCUGGUCUCAUUCGUAUGCAGACCCUACGAGAGAAUGUGGCAGGUGUGGCCGGACCCUGGAAGCUUCUGCAAGGCGCAAGGCGCGGCACUCUUGAUACCAACUUUAAUCUGCAACCUGAUCACAGAUCUGUGCAUUAUGCUUAUUCCCGCACCUGUUAUCUUCCGGAUCAGGACCACCAUAUGGCGUAGGAUCGGACUGUACAUCCUUUUUGGGGCUGGCGUAUUCGUCAUGGUAGCAGCGGUGCUACGCGUUGUUUUCGUGCUUGGACUCAAAAACGGCAAGACUGCCGCCAUCUGGUCCUGCCGUGAGGAUGUUGUGGCCAUUUUCGUCGGACAAUCAACCAUGAUCCGUCCCGUCUUCACCCGCAAAUUUUGGACUGGCGAGGACGAAUCGACGAAAGGUGUCUCCAAGCGCAGUGCCAGCUCGAAGAAUGGGCAGGUCUCAAUCGAACUGGCUCAACAAACCAUCGGCGGCGGCAACAGGAAGGGGUCGGCAUUCCGCAGCAAGAAAGAUCCGUACGCCAUGUCAGCGAUGAUGGCAACAAUGCAGGAGAGCGAUUCAACGGAAAAGAUUAUUGAGAGUGCAAGUGCAAUCUCGGGAGGUGCGGGUGGCUCCAUGGAGAGCGGUCGGCCUGUGGAUGUCGAAAGUGGAGGACACCGGGGAGAUUCCGAAGCGAGCAGGCACGGGGAAUUCCUGCAGCCAGGUCAUCAACAUGCGGGGAGAUUUUGA
This is a messenger RNA of Lasiodiplodia theobromae, 1158 nucleotides long. RefSeq lists its product as uncharacterized. The record is from RefSeq and is a predicted model, not a curated record. Lineage: Eukaryota; Fungi; Ascomycota; Dothideomycetes; Botryosphaeriales; Botryosphaeriaceae. The transcript has 4 exons. The coding region runs from base 1 to 1158 and encodes 385 amino acids.